AUGGUGCUCGACGCCUAUCUUUCAUCUGCAUCAUGCUGCCUAUCCCAGCUGCUCACCAACGCUGUCCGAGCCUUCAGGCAACUUGGAAGCAUGAGGAGGGAGACUGUUCUUAUCGUGGGGGCAAACCGCGGGAUCGGAAACAAACUCCUGAAGGCAUUUGUUGAGGAGUCAUGGGACGUUACGGCUAUCGUUCGGCCCAAAACACGCACAGAAAAGGAUCCGACGGUUGUGGAGCUCGAGAAAGCAGGUGUGAGACUCUUGGAGCUAGAUUAUCUUGAUGAAGCCACCAUCUCUCGAGCAGCGGCUCUAUACGGUGCCGAUCGACCUCUUGACCUCCUCAUCAACGUUGGUGGCCUCUCGCCUCAUCCAAAGCCAUGGCAGGAGCAAACAGGGGAGAUGAUGGUGGAGAAGUUCCGCGUAAUGGCUGUUGGCCCUAUCCUUACCAUCGGGCACUUCCUCCCGAGCUUGGAGCUUGGCGAUAACACAAAGAUAGUCAAUAUCUCCUCCGCCUUUGGCUCAGUUUCAAAGAACUCUUUUGGUACAUGCAUGGCCUACCGUAUGGCGAAGACGGCUCUCAACCAAGGCACUGUCACCAUGGCUCGUGAGUGGGAAAAGGAAGGACGAAACCUGACGAUGGUGAAUGUCGAGCCUGGAUUCAUCUUGACCCGGCUCACAGGGUGGGAUGGGGUUGACGAUAUGACAACCUGUAUUGCUGGCUUAAUGAGGGUAUUCAAGGACAUUACGCCCCAGGACAACGGAACCCUCAUCAAGUGGGACGGGAACAGAAUUCCAUACUAA
Podospora pseudocomata is the source of this 798-nucleotide messenger RNA. RefSeq lists its product as uncharacterized. The transcript is spliced from 4 exons. Gene Ontology annotation, molecular function: oxidoreductase activity, acting on the CH-OH group of donors, NAD or NADP as acceptor. NCBI's taxonomy places the organism in Eukaryota, Fungi, Ascomycota, Sordariomycetes, Sordariales, Podosporaceae. The record is from RefSeq and is a predicted model, not a curated record. The coding region runs from base 1 to 798 and encodes 265 amino acids.